GAAUAUGAUUUAUAUUAUACUUGAAACAGUUGCAGAAAAAAAGUUUUUUUAAAUUUUUGUUUCAAUGGCUCUUCAAUGCAUUCCAGAAAAGUAUAACUUAAUUAAAAGAACCGAUACCACAGUUGAUACAAGUAUUCAAAAUGGAAAAAUCAAUCCAUCGGCAUUAGUUGAUCAUGUGAAUCAUCCUAUCGGCGAACUUCAAAGAAAAGGAAUUUUCGAUGAAGAAACACAGUACUUACGCUCUCUUUCCUCCAUCUACGGUCUUCAUGCUCCUUUAACGUUAGCUCGAGAAAGAACGUUUGUUGCGCAAACACGACGUUUACCACCUUUUCGUUCCUCUCUUCUUGGGUUGCACUUAGCUAUGUCAACCGAAGAUACAAUCACGUUUGAAGAUUAUUUGAAUAUUGAAAUUCCGAAUGCACCUGAAUCUCGUCAAACUAUUGCAUCCCUAAUGGAAAAGCGUUUAAAUUUUAAUUCAAUUUAAACGUUUUAAUACAGCUUGUGUCGAAGGAGAACACCCACAGUCUCUUCCACAAGAUGAUUGAAAAUUUUUAAACCUUGUACAAACAUUACAAACCAAUUGGAAGUCUGAAUGGCAUCGACAGGAGCAUAUGUUGCACGCGUUAGAAUUAAUUUCAUUUCUUUUUUUUUUUGUUAAAAUCACAUUGAAAUGGUUAAAGAAAAUUUUAGUACUUUAAAAUAAUUAAAAAAAAAAUAUCUAAAAUGAACUCUAUAUAUUAAC
Messenger RNA from Hylaeus volcanicus, 742 nucleotides. RefSeq names its product proteasome maturation protein-like. NCBI's taxonomy places the organism in Eukaryota, Metazoa, Arthropoda, Insecta, Hymenoptera, Colletidae. Bases 65 to 484 code for a protein of 139 amino acids. The record is from RefSeq and is a predicted model, not a curated record. Gene Ontology annotation, cellular component: cytoplasm; nucleus. Gene Ontology annotation, biological process: proteasome assembly. The transcript is spliced from 4 exons.